CAGAAACCAGCUGUGAACACACUUCCUGUUUAAUCCGUUUGUCCUGCAGACCGACACAGACGUGUGGUUUCAAUCAGAGUUAAAUGUGUCAUUUGUUAAUUUGUUUACCUACAAAUAAUAAUAAUAAUAAUAAUAAACUCUAUAAACCUCUCCGUCUUUAACCUUUUAGACACACUGAUUGAACUGCUCCCUCAGGUUAUAUAUUUUAUACAAACGAGUCAAUAAACUGAGUUACUCACCUUCUCACAGGUGAAAACUGUUGCAUUCUGGGAAACAGACUUUGAGUGUGAUUUGGUUCCUUCUGUCCGUCUCCGUUAUCUGAGAGUCACACUGCUCCACUUCUGCUCGUCUUCUCUUCUCCGAGUGUGUAUGAAUGAAGACAUGCAGCGACAGUUCUCUUCCUGCCCCUCAGCCAAUCAGUGAGCAGAGCUUCACAGUGAGUCAUAGGACAAUUAUAGAUCAUCAGCAGAGUGAAUAUUGGUCAGACGAGUUCUUUUAUCAGUGAAUGGAAGCAGUUUGUAGAAUGGUAAAGAAUCAAUAUGGAGUUCAAUGAAGUUCAGAGUCAGUCCACAGUGUGUCCUCCCAUCCAGACGCAUCACACAGCUCUAGUUUUUGAUUUAAAGUCCGGAGACACAAAACGACUACAAACAACACAAACAAACAAAAACCGAUGCAAAACAGUUACAAAGUUUCACAAAGUUCAUACAAAAGCACACAAAGAGAAACAAAACAAUCAGAAACAGACUCCAGCAGAGAAAGGAGGACAGACUGAGGGACACAGCGGACAGAAAGAGACACACAUCACCUUCAUCCUUUCCUCAGGACACACGUACGGCAGACUGCAGAUUCUUUUACGGUUAAAAUGUUGUUGUUGUUGUUGUUGUUGUUGUGUUUAUUGGCUCUCUUCCUGCAUCGUGACCAGGCUCUCCCUUCUAGAAGCACCUCCAUUAUUCUUGUUGUAUCUACCGUCCUCUCAAACACUCUAUUUCUGUUUUUAAUCUCUAAUCUACGUCCACUCUGUCCUACAUCGUCUCUAUUAGUUACGUUAGUUAAAUCAUUACCAUCACUCCUCCGCUCCAACACACCCCCUUCCCUUCCUUUAUCUCUCUGUUUGUUGGCCUUAUUAGAAAGGAAGGCUUUAGAACGAUUGACCUUUUUUUGCUGUUUUGCUGCUGAGAGCAAAAACCACACAGCCAGUAAACUCACCUCCUCAGAAGGAAGGAGGAGGGUUCAACUGCUGCGACGGAAACAUCUCUGUCACAUCACUAUGUGCCACCAUGAGUCCAACAUCAUGCUGCUGCUCUUGCUGAACUCGCUGCUGUGCUGCCAAACACACCAAGCCUCUCUGACUGUGAGUCCCAGCAGCUCUCAGAUGUUUAAAGGACAGUUUGUCUCUCUGAGCUGUGAGGAGGACGACAGCUCUGCUGGAUGGACACUGAGGAGGAACACAACCACAGACACCAGGACUCAGUGUGGAGUAACAUGGGGAGAACCAGCUGGUUCUUCUUGUAACAUCAACUUCAUCGUCCCAAUAGAGAGUGGCGUUUACUGGUGUGAGUCCAGAGAGGGAGCAACCAGUAACACCAUCAACAUCAGUGUCACUGGUGGACCAGUGAUCCUGCAGAGUCCUGUCCUCCCUGUGAUGGAGGGAGAUGAUGUCUCUCUGCACUGUAAAACAAAGACCCCUCCCUCCAACCUCACAGCUGCUUUCUAUAAAGAUGGCUCCCUCAUCAGGACUGAGCCUACAGGUCACAUGACCAUCCACCAUGUUUCCAGGUCUGAUGAAGGCCUCUACAAGUGUCACAUUGGCAGUCAUGGAGAGUCUCCACCCAGCUGGAUCACUGUCACAGGGAAACCCACCACUACAUCUCCUCCUACACCCCCCUCUACUUUUGCUACCCCCUCUCUUCCUGCCUCUCUUCCUGCCUCUAUUCCUCCCUCUCUUCCUACUCUCUUCCUCCUAUUAUUCUCUGGUGUGGUUCUACUGGUUGUAGUGGUUCUACUGGUUCUACUGGUGAGACAAUGCACCCAGAGGAAACAUAAAGCAGCUGCAGCAGGGGGAGACGAUGACAUCACAGAUGACAUCACAUACAGUGAUGUCAAAAUAUUGUGUCACCCACAACAGCCAAUCAGACGCAGACGAGAGAGUGAUCCAGCUGCAGUUUACUCCGCAGUGAGAGGAGCAGAAGACGUCAGUUAUGGACAAAUAGUCAUCAAAGACAUCAAAUCAAACCGGAUGAGAGAGACUGAUCCAGCUGCAGUUUACUCCGCAGUGAGAGGAGCAGAAGACGUCAGUUAUGGACAAAUAGUCGUUAAAGACAAGAGACCAAACAGGACGAGAGCAGAGCCAGAGGUCGUCUACUCUUCACUGAGGUCCAACCACUGAUGUCCAGCUGUCCUCUAACUGGUCCCCAGAGACCCUCAGUACUUACAUUAGUUUUAUUUAUUUAAUAUGUUAAAGCUAAAUGAACUAUAUGCGUCUACAAAGAGACAAAUAAAUCACAUUUAGAGCAUAUUGUUGGAAAUCUGUUGUGCAAAGUGAGUAAAAUUACAAAACUAAAAUAAAGAUUAGUCAUUUCUUUGUAGUUUUUCCCUCUUAAAUACUUCCAGUAGGAUGCACAAGAACAAGAUAUUACUCAUUAUGUUAAACUGUCAUUCUUCUAUUUCUGAACAGAAUCUAAUAAUAACUAUCAGCUGUUUUAUAUUUAAUGUAAGCAUAUUGCUGUUGUUAAUAUUUCUGUUUUUGGAUCAAUAAACUUUAUUCUUGUU
This is a messenger RNA of Dicentrarchus labrax (European seabass), 2769 nucleotides long. Its product is annotated as low affinity immunoglobulin gamma Fc region receptor II-like. Lineage: Eukaryota; Metazoa; Chordata; Actinopteri; Moronidae. Gene Ontology annotation, biological process: cell surface receptor signaling pathway. Gene Ontology annotation, molecular function: transmembrane signaling receptor activity. The coding region runs from base 863 to 2386 and encodes 507 amino acids. The record is from RefSeq and is a predicted model, not a curated record. The transcript has 9 exons.